This is a messenger RNA of Tremella mesenterica DSM 1558, 5922 nucleotides long. RefSeq lists its product as uncharacterized. Gene Ontology annotation, biological process: mRNA export from nucleus; mRNA processing. Gene Ontology annotation, cellular component: THO complex part of transcription export complex. NCBI's taxonomy places the organism in Eukaryota, Fungi, Basidiomycota, Tremellomycetes, Tremellales, Tremellaceae. Gene Ontology annotation, molecular function: mRNA binding. The record is from RefSeq and is a predicted model, not a curated record. The coding region runs from base 1 to 5922 and encodes 1973 amino acids. The transcript has 11 exons.
AUGCCUCCUCGGCGCUCUCAGCCUCCAACCGAGGUCCCCCAGGCCUCUUCUAGUCUGACAGGGGUCGAUGACCUCACUCGGCAGGUUCAAGCUGCUGUUGAAAAUUUCCAAGCUGGCGGACAAGAUAUUUUGUCGCAGCUCCUUCGAUCUCAACUCAAGUCUUCGACAUCUCCACUCGGUCCUAUAGGGCUCUCUGUAGUGAUCAGGGACGUUCUAUCUUCAUCCCUUGAUGUUUCAUCCUUGCAGCAACUGAUGGUCGGGCUGAUCGACUCGUUCGAGAAUGAAGACAAAGAAGAGCAAGUAGAGCUUCUAGGGGAAGCACUGGUGGAUGUUGUAGAAUUACUCGAGGAAGAAAGGGAAGACGUGCAAGAUCUGAAAACGAAAGGCAAGGAUAUGGACGUGGAUGGAGAGUUCAAGUCGCUCAAUCAAGGAGAAAAGGGGUUGGAGUUGAUCAAGUUACUCAUGCAAUCAGAUCACUUACCUUCCCAUAUACCCAAUCUCUUGAUCAGCCCUCAUACCCUGCUUCAGCUCGGACUUCACCCAAUACCUCACAACCCUCAAGCAUUACAGCGAUCUCUAGUCAAACGUAAUACCACCCUCUUUUUCAAACAGUCAAAAUACAACCUUCUUCGAGAAUCUUCCGAAGGAUUCUCUGGUCUCAUUGUCCUUCUCACUGGUCCUGAUGCUCUGACAUCAGAUUUCACACAUACAGCUAGGAUCGCUCGAGCUAAGAGACUUUGGGGAAAGGUGAUGAGUCUUAUUGGAUACUUCAACCUCUCACCACCUAGGGUAUUAGAUAUAAUAUUGGAAAUCAUGGCUUGUCACGUGGCAGAUCACUGGAGAAUCUUCCUCGAGCUCUUGAGGUGUUCACCUUGGGGAUCUUCAGCAGUGGCCGUUGUCAAUGGUAAAGGUAAAGAGAAGGCAGUGCACGGAUGGCCAGAAGAUGAGAUUAGUGGUGUGGCAAGUUGCAUGGAUGAUGAAGGAGAUAGAGUGCUGAGUCAGGUAUUGGGAGUCAAAUUUGGUUUCUACCAACGCCAGGAUGGCGGAGAUACACCUCUAGAAUUAGCCAUGGUUGCGGCGUUACUCAUCAAACAUCGCUUCAUAUCACUUGCCGAUCUUUUCCCUUUCCUGUCCCCCGAUGAUAUUCAGAUGGAAGGGAUUCGACAAAAGUGGCUCGCCUCCAUCUCUUCCCGUUCAGGACCCUCAAACGCCCUUUCGAACUCUGUCCUCCUUGAUGAUGAUGCUCCCUCUUCCUCCGAUUCUCAGAAUGCGGAAACGACAGGCCCUCCCCCCAAACCUUCACCGGAGCAACGUAUACAGCUUCUCCAAGCUCUUCUCUCCGUGGGGGAAUCGUCCGCGUCUCUGUUUAUCCUCGGCAAAUUUCCAUGGGUUGCGCAGAGUCAUCCAGCAGUUGCUGAUCUCAUUUUAAGACUAGUGGCUCAUGCCCUAGAAGGACUAUAUCGAUCUUACGCCCAUCGAAGGUUUGGUAUCGCUGAUGAAGAAGUCACAGAAUCUGAAGGGGAUAUACCUGCACCUACAUAUAUGUCUUCACAGCGGAAAGAGAUUGUGAAUACCCUGUUGGUACCCACACCGCCGGAGACUUCCACCAGAACAUUCGAAUUUUUCUAUCCGGACUGGAGUGAAGACGCCGAAGUGUGGUUGACGAUCGAUGAUGUACAUCAAAAAGCCCUUCGAUGGCUUGGGCUCAUUCGUGGUCUAGGGGCGAGAGCGGUGGAGGUGAUGGUGAAGUUGUGCAGACUAGGCGCGGCUCAUUAUGCCGUCUUACGCAAGGCCAAAGAGGUGGAACAAGGUCUUGAUCAUCCUCUCAAAAUCAAAGAUGAAUUGCGACUUCCCACUCUUACAGAAAUGGAACCUUGGCUUCAAAUCUUACGAAUCUCCCUUCUUCCCGCAUUGUCUGUUGGUAAUGCCACAGCUGCUUUCGACAUUGAACUCUGGCAUUUGAUACAACACUUUCCAUAUCCUGUGCGAUAUCGUCUAUAUGGCGAGUGGAGAGAUUCGACAUGUUCCUUCUCCGGACGUAACUCCUGUCCUGUCGCUUCACACGCUGCUGCCGAAUGCACGAGAGAAAUCAAGAAAGCCCUUUCGAGAGUGACAGCCGCUCAAUCUGCACCUACCGCCGGUGCCUCAGGUGCUGCUGCUCAAGAUCGGGGUCCGGCGAGGGUGUUGGCUAAGUUGAGUCACACCAAUCCUUGUGCGUUAUGGACGACGGCGGUCACACAAGUGAAAGCUUAUUCAAACAUUGGUCAAUUCAUCGUGGAAGCAGGAAGAUACAUGACUCAAUUAUCGAUGGAUGUGGCAACUUUCACCCUUGUCGACACUUUGUCAGACGACAUGAUUCCUCGGUUAGAUGCUACAGGAACAAACGUCGCCCAGUGGUUAGAGAGUUUAUCAACAUUCGUAGGUGACUUCAAUCGUCGGUAUCAGCAAAUGGAUCUUGAGCCGAUUUUACAAUUCAUCAUCAAUCGACAAAUGCGUGGCGAGUCUGCAGAUCUUAUCGUUCUCACACAACUUGUCUCCAAAAUGCAAGGUAUCACCCUGGUAGAGAACCACGCCAUAUCGGAAGGCCAACUACAAGCUUACGCCACGGGAAGAGAAAUGAUACGCGAAGCUUUUUUCGCUACGACACCCACCAUUGCUAGACCAUCUGAUGAUCCGACUCAACAACCGAAACAAGGACCGGUGGAUAAGAUCAAGAGUACCAAACGAUCUUUACCCCGUCUCAUCAGUGCUUUGCGAGAGGCCAAAUUAGCCAUACCACUGUGGAUCGCGCUCGCUCAGACCCGUCAAGGUGCGGCUGAUCGACUGGUCGAUGCUCCACUCAAAGCUAUGUCCAAGAUCCAAGACACUUGUCAUGAAGCUUUCAUUCAAUAUAGUGAUCUACUCUCAGAACAUCUCUUACCAGAAGAGCAUGUCAUGCUUACUCCGGAUUUAACAUCGCUAGUCAACGAUUUUGGCUUAGAGUAUAGUAUGGCAUUCCAAAUCCUUCGACCAAAGUUGAACGCUCAAUUGGCAAAGGCAAAAGAACAGGAUAAAGAAGCCGUUCAGAGAAAAUUACAACUCGAAAGACUCAAAGCUCUUAGUCCGAAUAAAGAAUCAAUGCAAAUCCCAUUACCCGUCACACCUAAAAGCCCUAGUAUGGAAAUCGAAGGGGAGCUUUCUCCCGCUCAAUCACCAAUCGGUGAUGUGUCCAUGACUGAAAGUCUAAAUGGUACAUCGAUCUCCCUUCCUCCACCCAAAUUGAAGCAAAAAUCAAGAGGAUGGUUUCCCGUCGCUUUAACUACAACAGCACAACAAGCUAAAGGAAUGUUACCACCGAACGUAAACGAAAUCAUGAGUGCUCCAUUUUUCGUCAUCUUCUGGCAUUUGUCCAUUUCAGAUAUCAGCUUUUCAUCAGAGACUUAUCAAAAAGCCAUCGAAAGCAUAUCUGCUUUCGAAAAAGAUAUGUCGACUUGGCGUACUGCCAACACCAAUGAAGUCAAGGCCGAACGUCAAAGAUUGAAGAUGCAAGUCGAAAGAUUAACUGCGGAAAGGGAUAUUCAGCAAGGUUUGGUUAAUGGACCUAUCAGACGUAGAUUACGAUCUGAAUCAUCGAAAUGGUUUGGCAAAACGAUUGUAGAAAGACAAUCUCAACGUGCUUUGGGUAUACAACUCCAUCAAUAUUGUUUUUACCCUCGUGCUUUGCUCACUCCGUCCGACGCCAUGUUCGUGGCGAAGUUUAUACGAUUAGCACAUGAUCUGGGUACUGUCGGUUUCUCAACAGUGUAUGCGUAUAACAACUUCUUCAACGACCAACUGGCAGCUUGUAUAUUUUCUUGUACCGAGAGCGAAGCUAGGAAUCUUGGGAGAUGCCUAAAAGCCAUCUUGGCCGAUUUAGACGCUUGGCACUCUGAUGAGGCGCGGUAUAAAAAAGAAGCGAUGGGGAUAUCAGACACGGGGACAGGGGAGACGUUACCAGGGAUGUUAUAUAGGGCCAGAGUGGGGGAAAACCUAAAGGUCAUGUCGUGGAACGAAUACAGAAAUUUGUUUGCCAAAUUCCAUGCGAAUGUCUGCACAGCUUUAACAUCUUGCUGGGCGGAGAACGAUUAUAUGCAUAUGCACAACGCCACUACUGUCGCCUUACAGAUCCUACCGUUCUUCCCCAUAAUGGACACUCACGGCAAAGCUAUAGAAGCAGCCGUCGGCGAUUUGAUUUCUGAGAAACAAGGUCCAAUCACCCCAGAUAUGAAACUUUCUUGUGGCUCGUACUUACGAAGUCUCAAAGUCCGAAUCAACACCAAACCUUACGUUCCUCCCUCUAGCUUUCACUCGAGCGGCUCUUCUAGAUCCGUCGUGACCAAUGGGGUUGGUACAUCUACCAACAAGGCCAUACCACAAGGUCCGAAAUCUGCCCAGGCCCCUUCUACUGUUGCCUCUCCUUCUCGUCUGACGACGGAAGAAAAGGUCAAUGGGAUCGCUGUCUCUUCCACUCGAACGACGGAGAUCAACGCCACGCCUACGAUGUCGGAUCCGAAAGAGCUGCGUAGGAAGUUGGAGGAAGCUAGAGCUAAAGGUCCGACUGCGACUUCGAUCCAGGCGAAAGAAGAACAAUCUGGAUCUGUUACGGAAGUCAAAUCUGGCACACCACCCGCCACCAACGCAUCUUCAAAGUUAGCCGCUACAACGAUGCCUACGCCUCCUGCCGGUCCUAGAGCUACUCGAUCUACGACUAUUGUGCCUACGUCGUCACCUGGGAUCCCUACCUCAUCGCACGCGUCAAUGCUUCCACCGGCCUCUCUAUCAGUGGAUGAAGAACGUGCCGCUGCUCGGGCUAGAAAAUUCGGUAUGAUCUCCCAACCAUUACCCAAGCUUCCGCCUACCGGUCCAGCCUCCCACGCCCCUUCGCCGGUCCCGACGGUGGAUAAGAAAGUAGAGAAAGAACCGCCAAAGACGAAAAUCACUCCUCCACCUAGCUUACGAUCUAGACGCAGUGCCUCGGUCGAUUCCCGAAUCAGCGAGAAAUCUCGUCGGUCCAGACGUGAAAGGGAUGAUCGGGAUAGGUUGAAAGAACGUGAGAAAGAGAGAGAACGUUCAAAGACGAAAGACGUUGAUAGAACUACUCGUUCGAGAACUCCGGCGGAAAGAAUGACAGAUGAUGUUAAAGAACGUCGUAAACAAGAAGAAUUGUUACAAGCUCGAGCGGAUAAAUUGGCUGGGGUUGCUGAAACUCGAGAAACGCGUAGGACAAGUCGUGAGACGGAGAAAGAAAGGGAAGAACGUAAACUUCGUGAGAAAGAACGAGAUAGGGGACAUGAUCGUCAUGGUGAUAGGGAUAGAGAUAGGGAUAAAAGAACGGACGAAGGACAUAAACGUAAAAGGGAUGAAGAAACCAGACGAGUUGAUUCAGGACGUCGUGAACGGGAAAGGGAAAGAGAAAGAGAAAGGGAUAAAGAUAGAAGGGAUGAAAGAGAUAGGAGAGAUGAUUAUAGAGAUAAAGAAAGAGAAAGAGAAAGAAGACCAAGGGAUGAUAAUCAUCGACGCGAUAGGGAUUAUGAAGAAAGAGAUUUUCGCAAAAGGGAUGAAAGGGAAAACACACGUGAUUCUCGAUAUAAAACUUCUCCGCCUAGAGAAAUGAGGUCGAGAACAGGUGGAAUAUCUAAUGGGAAUGGAGUUGGAAAUGGAGUGGGGAAUGUUGGUAAUGGUGAUAAAACUCCAAAGAGGGAUAUGACAAACAAAGAGGUAUUACCACCUAGACCUGAUCCAGAAAUGGGAGAUAGGAUCGUGGAAGCUCCAAGGACACGUUCGACAGAUGUGAGUUUGUUUGACAUCUUUUUUUCUUUCUUCCCUCUCGUCCCUCCUCUCCCUUCCCCUCCUUCUCCUCCCUCCAUCAUCUACUUUACCCUCACACCCUGUCGGUUUUCUUAG